AUGGCACCAGAGCAGAAGAAGAAGAAGAAGAGCCGCCCCGGAAAGCAUCAGCGCCAGUACCACAAGGCGAAGAAAGCCCGCGAAGCCCGCGCGAAGUGGCACGAGGCCGAGAACAAGGUCUUUCCGGACACGGGAACGGAUCCCAACGGAAAGCCGAUGGAGUCAACGGAAGAACGCCAGUCCCCUCAGGGCGAUAAGGUUGUCGCGCCCGAACAGAGAAUCGAAGAAGCAGCGCCAUACGAUCGCGAGUACCGUCCUGAGCCAGAGCCCCAGAAGAAUACAGGCAAGAACAAGAAGAGCCAGAAGAAGCGCCUUCAUCACUUCACCGUUCAUCACGGGGAACAGAUGAUCAGGCGCCAACAGAUCAACGAGAGAUCCAUUCGUCUCAUCUGGAAGGCAACCGAUGAGAAUCAGACCAUAUCGGAGAAGAAGCACAAAGAGAUCAAUGAGAGAGCCGCGGUCAUCGAGAAGCACUUCAACCUCGCGGCUGAGCAGGGCAGUGCUAUGCAGAGAGAUAUCAAGAAGCUUCAGGAGACUAUCAAUACUAUGCAGCAGGAUAUUGACACAAUGAGAGAGGCGGCUGAGAGCCAAGGGGCCGAGAUUUCUGAGCUCAAGAGUAAGCUUGCUGCUGCUCUUCCUCGCCAGGAAGGAAGUGCGGAUGAACACACCGGAGAUGUCCAGCUUGGUCGGAUGGAGGAUGAUGAAAAGACUGCCCGCGACGAGAUCAAGGCUUUACAGCGAGGUUACGAAGAGAUAAAGGCUGAGAUGGCUGUUAUGAAGGAGCAGAUGAGUGAGACCGGACGGAAGCGACUUCGCAGCGAUGAGAACGACGAGGCUGAAGGAGGCCCUCAGAAGAAGGCCAAGGGACUUGCAGCUGAUGAGACUGGAGAGGGAAAUCGCGAGCAAGGCCUCAAGCCGAAGGCUGAGGAGGAGACCUGGUUGCCUACCCGACUUCGAGAGGGCAGAAAGACCACUGCCUACUAUUGA
This is a messenger RNA of Colletotrichum scovillei, 987 nucleotides long. RefSeq lists its product as uncharacterized. The transcript is spliced from 2 exons. The coding region runs from base 1 to 987 and encodes 328 amino acids. Lineage: Eukaryota; Fungi; Ascomycota; Sordariomycetes; Glomerellales; Glomerellaceae. The record is from RefSeq and is a predicted model, not a curated record.